This is a messenger RNA of Kockovaella imperatae, 903 nucleotides long. RefSeq lists its product as hypothetical. Gene Ontology annotation, biological process: sphingolipid biosynthetic process. The record is from RefSeq and is a predicted model, not a curated record. The transcript has 7 exons. NCBI's taxonomy places the organism in Eukaryota, Fungi, Basidiomycota, Tremellomycetes, Tremellales, Cuniculitremaceae. The annotation marks the transcript as partial. Gene Ontology annotation, molecular function: 3-dehydrosphinganine reductase activity. Gene Ontology annotation, cellular component: endoplasmic reticulum membrane.
UAUGUCACGGGCGGUUCUCAAGGACUAGGUCGAGCACUUGCCAAAUGGCUCGUCCAGAACGGAGCCUCCGACGUCGUCAUAGUAGCCAGGAGUGUGGAUGGAUUGAAAAAGGUACUGGAGGAGCUCGAGGUGAGAGUUCUCCAUCAUGAUCCUAUCAGGCGCUACGUCUCCGCCGACCUCAUCACUUCAAAAGGCGCUUCAGAGGCGCUUGAAGAGGCUCAGAAGAGACAUGGAAGAUACCCUGAUCACUACUUCUUAUGUGCGGGGUAUUCAAGGCCACGUUACUUUAUCGAUCACACGCCGGAAGAACUACAGGGGGGCCUCGAUGCGACGUACUGGACGACAGCGUGGACCGCCCAUACCGCGUGCAAAGCCAUGGUCGCCAACAGGAUCAAAGGCCGCAUAGUCAUGGUCGGGUCCUUCUUAUCCUACACGGCCUUCGUAGGCUACACCUCAUAUUCACCAGGGAAAUAUGCGGUCCGAGGCCUCGCCGAUGCUUUACGUUCCGAAAUGCUUCUACACGACAUCACGGUCAACCUCUUCUUACCUGGUGGGAUCGAUACACCAGGAUACGAAGUUGAAAACUCGUCGAAACCUGCUCCGACCAAGAAACUCGAAGAGGGCGAUACGCUCAUCACAGCGGAGGAGUGCGUGAAUCAUAUGGUCAGGGGCCUACAACGGGGAUACUACCAAUCCACUACCAUGUUCGUUUCCGAGCUCAUGAGGAUGGGUUCAAGAGGCGGAGUACCAGGAAACAAUCCCAUCAAAGAUUUCUUCAUGUGGCUAUUGGCCGGUAUCGGGAUGCCAAUCUGGGUGUUCUUCAUGGAUUAUACAGUCAAGGGGUUCAGGAAGAAUGUCCAGAGGGAAUUGGAACAAAAGGGGUACUACAAGCGUGCCACAUGA